Staurois parvus is the source of this 366-nucleotide messenger RNA. Lineage: Eukaryota; Metazoa; Chordata; Amphibia; Anura; Ranidae. The record is from the annotation of a GenBank genome assembly.
CCUCCACACUCCUCUCCUGUACAUACUGCCCCCUGUCAUACCCUCCACACUCCUCUCCUGUACAUACUGCCCCCUGUCAUACCCUCCACACUCCUCUCCUGUACAUACUGCCCCCUGUCAUACCCUCCACACUCCUCUCCUGUACAUACUGCCCACUGUCAUACCCUCCACACUCCUCUCCUGUACAUACUGCCCACUGUCAUACCCUUUAUACUCCUCUCCUGCACAUGCUACCCCCACAAUAGUCACCAAUAUUCUCUCUUGCAUGUACAAUUCCACUCAUACCCUCUGCACUCCUUUUCUGCAAAUACAACCCCAUCAUACCCUCCUCACUCCUUUCCUGCACUUACUACCCAUCAUACCCAU